Molecule: messenger RNA, 710 nt
Organism: Nycticebus coucang (slow loris)
Lineage: Eukaryota; Metazoa; Chordata; Mammalia; Primates; Lorisidae
Product: ubiquitin-conjugating enzyme E2 L3-like
Exons: 1
Coding region: 27-446 (139 amino acids)
Source: RefSeq, a predicted model, not a curated record
GGGAAAGCAGCAGCACCAGAGCCAAGAUGGCGGCCAGCAGGAGGCUGAUGAAGGAGCUUGAAGAAAUCCGCAAAUGUGGAAUGAAAAACUUCCAUAACAUCCAGGUUGAUGAAGCUAAUUUAUUGACUUGGCAAGGGCUUAUUGUUCCUGACAACCCUCCAUAUGAUAAGGGGGCCUUCAGAAUCGAAAUCAACUUUCCAGCAGAGUACACAUUCAAGCCACCGAAGAUCACAUUUAAAACAAAGAUCUAUCACCCAAACAUCGAUGAAAAGGGGCAGGUCUGUCUGCCAGUAAUUAGUGCUGAAAACUGGAAGCCAGCAACCAAAACCGACCAAGUAAUCCAGUCCCUCAUAGCACUGGUGAACGACCCUCAGCCUGAGCACCCCCUAGAGUAUUCUUCAGCUAGGGCUGACCUAGCUGAAGAAUACUCUAAGGACCGUAAAUAAUUCUGUAAGAAUGCUGAAGAGUUUACAAAGAAAUAUGGGGAAAAGCGACCUGUGGACUAAAAUCUGCCACGAUUGAUUCCAGCAAGUGUGAGCAGAGACCCCGAGCAGUGCAUUCAGACACCCCGCAAAGCAGGACUCUGUGGAAAAUUGACACGUGCCACCGCCUGGCGUUCGCUUGUGGCAGUUACUAACUUUCUACAGUUUUCUUAAUCAAAAGUGGUCUAGGUAACCUGUAAAGAAAGGAUUAAAAAUCAAAAGAUUGGU